This is a messenger RNA of Neopsephotus bourkii (Bourke's parrot), 3445 nucleotides long. It is a transcript of the gene IKZF3, whose product is annotated as IKAROS family zinc finger 3. The record is from RefSeq and is a predicted model, not a curated record. Gene Ontology annotation, biological process: regulation of transcription by RNA polymerase II. Bases 1085 to 2635 code for a protein of 516 amino acids. NCBI's taxonomy places the organism in Eukaryota, Metazoa, Chordata, Aves, Psittaciformes, Psittacidae. Gene Ontology annotation, cellular component: nucleus. Gene Ontology annotation, molecular function: DNA-binding transcription factor activity; RNA polymerase II cis-regulatory region sequence-specific DNA binding. The transcript is spliced from 8 exons.
UUCUUAGCUCGAAUAAAAGCCACUUGAUGAAAAGCUCCCACUUGUGCUGUAUUUAGCGGAAGGAGAGGAGCUCUGGUUUCAUUUUAGGAUACGUUUCAUAAGUGCUAAUGGCUUAAACCACUUGUCUCCAGUCAGGAGUUCCACCCUGAAGAGCUCAGGCCAGCUCUAGUCAUUAACAGUGUUUGGUUUUCCUUGCUGUUCUUUGGUAACAGCCAGUUAAGAGUAAUGGGAGCUGCUGCAUAAUGUAACCCUGAGGCCCGCUACUGAGAGAUGGGAGCUGGGUGCUUUCAGUUAGGAAACAAUGAACCAAACAAGGACAAAAACCCUUUGGAGAGUUCUGUUGUCUUGAAGUUUGCCUUUAUUUUGCUGGAGGCAUCAGCCCCUCGUCUGCUGGUGCACGUUUUUGGGAAGCCUCCUCUGCUGCCAGGCUGCUUUGCUGUAGUUAACAGAGCUUUGUAUUUUGACGUUGCAGAGCCCACAGAAAUGUUCCAUAGGCAGCGGGGGUAAAGAGAGAUAGUUCUGGGUAAAUGUCAGUGGUGGUUAACACCUCACAGCCACUGUAAGGGCACUGCAGUUAUGUAACUGUCAGGAAGGAAUUCUGCCAGGCUGGGAGCUCCUAUUUGAUAUGGUCAAAGAUGAGGAAAGAUUUUAUGGUAUAUAAAAAAUAGAGAAGGGAGGAAGGAAGCAGGUAGCUGUGACACCGUGAAGAAAAUCAACCCUUACAUCAAUGACAUCUCAAGACACCAAGGUGCUGAGUAAAGCCUCCACUGGACAGGUCAGAGCUGCCUCCAGUUCACCAAACCACCCUGAAUUCAGGCACUGCAGUGGGAGAUGGAAAAACCUGCAGCUUUAUCUUCAGACGUUCUUCUGAGUGCUCAGAGCUUUUGGAAACCACACAUGCAGCCCUCUAAAUUCCUUCCAAAAGCCCUAUCGGAAUCUCUAAAUGGGAAUUAGAUAUCAUGGGAAGUAGGUGUCAUGAAGAUAGGUUUUUCCUUUGCGUUGGAAAAGGAAUGUAAAAACCACCUUUGUGCUUUAUAGAAAUUCACUUCCUACAGAGUUACUACCACUGGGCUGUACUUGCAGGAUGGUACAUUGCAAGGGUUCAGAGGCAGGUAUGGACCUAAGUAAUCCUCAGGAACAGCCACUGGCUGCAGAAGGACAGGAGGUUUUGACAGACUGUAAUCUGAACAAAUCCCAGGAAAUGGAAAGGAUGGAUAACGCAGCAGAUAUGAAGGAACACAGUCAGUCUAAUGAAGAAGCAGAAGAUGAUGUGGUUAAAGUGAAAGGUGAAUACAGUGAAAGAGAGGAGAGUGCUUUACAUCCAGAGCCAAUGGAAACCCCUGAAGAAUCUGAACUGCCUUACACCUAUCCCAGAGAAUAUAAUGAAUAUGAAAGCAUUAAACUGGAAAGACAUUCGGGUUCAUAUGACAACAUCAGGCCAGCUAGUGGAAAAAUGACUUGUGACAUCUGUGGAUUAGCAUGUAUUAGCCUCAAUGUCUUGAUGGUUCAUAAGCGUAGCCACACUGGUGAACGGCCAUUCCAGUGUAAUCAGUGCGGAGCUUCCUUUACUCAGAAGGGAAACCUCCUCCGCCACAUUAAACUACACACAGGGGAAAAACCUUUUAAAUGUCAUCUUUGCAGUUAUGCCUGCCAAAGGAGGGAUGCGCUGACAGGUCACUUAAGGACACAUUCUGUGGAGAAGCCAUACAAGUGUGAGUUCUGCGGGAGGAGCUACAAGCAGAGGAGCUCGUUGGAGGAGCACCGGGAGCGGUGCCGUACGUACCUGCAGAACGCUGGCAUGUGUGAGCCUGUAGCGAGCGUGGAGGGAAGGCACAUCAAGGCAGAGAUGGGGAGUGAAAGAGCCCUUGUGCUGGACAGGCUAGCGAGCAACGUGGCAAAGAGAAAAAGCUCAAUGCCUCAGAAAUUUAUUGGUGAGAAACGCCACAGUUUUGAUGUUAAUUAUAAUUCCAGUUUCAUGUAUGAAAAGGAAAGCGAUGUGAUGCAAGGACGUAUGAUGGACCAGGCCAUAAACAAUGCCAUCACCUACCUGGGGGCUGAAGCCUUGCGCCCUCUCGUGCAGACACCACCAGCUCCCACCUCCGAGAUGGUCCCCGUCAUCAGCAGCCUGUACCCCAUCGCGCUGACCCGCGCUGAGGUGCCCAACGGCACCUUGCAGGAUGCUGAGAAGAGCCACCCCCACCUAAGGGACAAAAGCCUGUCUUCAGACAGAGGCCUCUCCCCCAACAACAGCGGCCAAGACUCCACAGACACUGACAGCAACCACGAGGAGCGGCAGAAUCCCACUUUCCACCCAAGCCAGAUGCUCCCCGCUCAGGCCCGCAACGGCCUCCAGCCCUUGAAGGACUUCCCAAGGCCCUACGACAUCAUCAAGCCGCCUGCCAUAUGCCCACGAGAUGCCUUCAAGGUCAUCAACAAGGAAGGGGAAGCCAUCGGGGUGUACCGGUGUGAGCACUGCCACGUCCUCUUUUUGGAUUACGUGAUGUUCACCAUCCACAUGGGCUGCCACGGCUUCCGUGACCCCUUCGAGUGCAACGUCUGCGGGUACCGGAGCCACGAUCGCUACGAGUUCUCGUCCCACAUAGCGCGAGGAGAGCACCGGGUAGUGCUCAAGUAAAAGGACCCGUUUCACAAGGUCAGAGGGGAGGCUCGUUGGGUUUUCCUCAGCAGGAAGAAAUCUCUUGAGUAUAUUUUCCUAUGCCAGUUUUAAAAUGAGUGUCAUGGGGUAGGUGACACCUUUUUUACACGUUCCUUUGCAAACCAGUCAGCGUUCUGUAGCAUCUCUGCCUCGCUGCUGUGCUGGGUGGGACUGAGGAAAUGCCAGGAGCAGAGACCCGUUUUUAGAUGAAGUUUAUUUUUGUGCAAAUGAAGAGCCAUUUAAGAUGGUUUUAUUUUUUUAACGUGCAUUUGUGUUUCCUAACGUGUGCUUUAAACUCAGCUCAAAACGGUUUUAUGCCCUGCUGAUGCUGAUCUCAUGUGUAGGAGCAGGAGUAUAGGAGGAGCUUUGUUUUAGCUGUUACAAUCCCGAUGGGUUUCAAAUCACGCAAACAAGGAAAACACACUGGGAGGGAUUAUUAAUUCCUGUUCAAAGGUUUUCCCCUAAGUUUUAAAGAGCAUGUGGCCCCACCACACUUUCAUUUUUCUUCCCCUUCUGUUCACCUGCUUUAAAGUCACUCCCACACGUGUCUUAGUAAGAGCAAAGUGAGAGAUGAGACUUGGGUUGGGGGUUUUUAACAGCACGCCUUUUUGGGAUACCCAGUGAGGUCACUGCUUGCCUCACCCGCGCAGUCUGGGGGAAAUCCUGACUUUCAGUGAUGGAAAGUCCUCCUUUCCCAAUGGGUGCCAGGAGCAAGGAGGACACUGUGUUUGGUGGGGGACAGCCUGAAGUUCUCUUUCCCAAUGGGUGCCAGGAGCAAGGAGGACACUG